This is a messenger RNA of Rodentolepis nana, 207 nucleotides long. The record is from the annotation of a GenBank genome assembly. NCBI's taxonomy places the organism in Eukaryota, Metazoa, Platyhelminthes, Cestoda, Cyclophyllidea, Hymenolepididae.
AUGACAGCUCUGCUGGAACCCAGUCGAGCUUUAGAGUAUCUUGAUAUUGGGGAUUCACAUACCAAUCUGGAACCACAUGUGCCCUCGAUAAUGAUCAUCAGCAUCUCUCUGGUGUGGGCCUCACAUCAACUUCAAGUAAUGACAAUCGAGUUAGUCACCUCUAUGGUUUCAUUGACAAAGCUGCAAAGAGCCUUCUACGCGAAUUGA